UCACUCUUGGCUGCUGUGAGAACAUGCAGUUUUAAAGCUAUCCCGCAACUGAUGCAGAGAGAAGCCACAAGUGACACACUACAGGACUGGCUGAAGCUAGUAGGUCAGUGUGUGACAUACAGGACAGCGCAAGAGAGAGAAGACGAUGCGCCCAUUAGAAAGGGAAACGGCUGAGGGGAGGAGAUGCGUGCAGACAGAUAACGGGCUUGUCGACUCGGCACCUGCGGAGAAGUUUUGCGAAGCCGCUCACAAGUACAGCGAGAACUCCAGGCGUCCAACGAAGGAGCGCCACAUCAAGCCGCGAUGGGCACCAACGAGCCGACAGACUACGACGAUGACAGCUGGUAUUCCAACGAUCCAUUGGAGCCCACCUCGCCGCCUAAAGAAGUCAUCGAGCCAUGUGACCCCACGGUGCCAGAUAACUUGUACCACAUAUGCAUCUUGGCUCUGUCUCUGGUCAUUCUUUUGGUUCUUGCUGCCUUUACUAGACGGAAGCGACUGUGCCUGGGCCUUUUUAAUGGGGUUCCAGGUUUACUCAGCCCUGUCAACAUGCUCAACCAGACGCAGCACAAAGGCCUGGCCACGGCUGUUUUUGGACUGCUCAUGUGCAAGCUGAGUAUCUUGGUUAUGUCAAAGAACCCUCUGCCAUUCAUUAAGGAAUCCAGUCCAACAACUCAAGAGCUCUGGAAGAUUCUGGCGCUUUUCUACUACCCUCUUCUGUACUAUCCUCUGCUAGCGUGUGGUUCACUGCAGAGCCGCGUCGGCUACGUCUUGGGCAGCCUGCUCUCCUGGACUCACUUUGCGGUUCUUGUCUGGCAGAAGUCUGACUGUCCCCGGACGCCAGAGAUUUAUAAAUAUCACUCACUGCUCAGCAGCUUUCCUCAGAUGGGAUGCCUUGCUUUCCUCAGUUUUCAGUAUCCUCUGUUACUCUUCAAGAACUUCAACACGGAGAGCCAAACAAAUGCAAGUGAGGACCUCAAGAGCAGCUACUACAAGGACUAUGUGCGUAAAAUCCUGAGGAAGCCCAUCAAAAUCAGUUUGAGCCCAGAAACUCCUAAUUUGCAGUCAAGAGUCAAAACACUCCUGAGUGGGUACAUCUACAAGCCUGAGGAUGAUUUUCGAUUUCCUCUGAAAGUGGCCAUUUCUUCGGUUGUGGCUUUUGUCACUGUUUAUCAGGUGGCACUGCUCCUGGUGGUGCAGGUGGUCCCCGUCUUACAGAAGAUGCGAGCCGGAGUAAAGGAGGACAUUGUCUACGUUCUUGCUGGCUUUGGUAUCGUCCUGUCAGAGAGCAAGGCUGAAGUGGUGGAGCUGGUGCGCUAUUACUUCUGGGUGGUGGAAGUUUGCUACAACUCCGCACUGACACUGUCCUGCUUGGUGACCCUGACGAUGCUCAUGAGGUCGAUGGUUUUACACAGGUUGAACCUGCAAGGACUCUACAGAGGGGACAUUUAUGCCGUCUAUAACUGCCAACGCAGUAUCCGGCCAUCGCGACCCGCUCUUGUAUGCUGGAUGUCCUUCACCAGUUACCAGUCAGCGUUCGUCUGCCUGGGCAUGUUGAUUCAGACCGUGGUCUUCUUCAUUUGCCUUCUGUGGUUUGUCUUCCUCAUCCUGUUUCCUAUCCUCUAUGGCAGACACCUGUUUGCCUUCAGGAUCCUACAAGCAAUGUGGCCCUUGUGGCUCACACUCUGCCUGGCAGGAAUUCUUCAGCAUGUAGCUGCAAAGUUUGCUUUCCUCAAAAAAGAUGGCGGGACUCUGGAUUUGGACAACAGGCAUGCCCUUUUUCUACUCACUUACCUGCUGUUUCCAGUCAAUGUGCUGGUGGGCUUUCUCGUUGCUUUGUGGCGGAUGGUCAUAUCUUCCCUCUACAAUAUUAUCCAUUUCAGCAGACUGGACAUCAGCCUGCUCAAUCGGGCUGUGGAGUCCUUUGAUCCAGGCUACCGCUGCUAUGCACAUUACUUGAAGGUUGAAGUCAGCCAGUCGCAUCCCGUCAUGAAAGCCUUCUGCAGCUUGUUACUUCAGUCUCAAUGCUUAGAGGAGGCCGUGGCUCAGAGGAUCCAAGAUGCAGAGGAAGGUAUCCAACUGGUGCAACAGGACAAGAAAAAGACAAAGAUUUCCAAGUCCCGAGUGGCCCGGGCCAGGUGGUGGCUACUUUUCACUCUGGUCAACAACCCAUCACUUGUGGCUUCUAGAAAGCACUUCCAGUGUCAGAGCGCUGAAGCUUUUUACAAUGGGACACUGAACCGUGACAAUAAGGGGAGUGAGAAGAAGCCUGAAAAAGCAGAGGCCUGAAUGAAGUCACCUGUAAAUCUGGCACCCAACAGCUUCCUUUUUCUGAACAGCAGCAGUAAGGAGGACAUUCAACAAAAUGGCAUCAUUAACCCUAGCAAAGAGUGCAUGGCUGCAGGACCAGAAGGGAGCACUGCAGCACCCACCUAUGUCUGUAUGAAGCACUCCUCAGCCUUUCACUUUUAGUUAACAAAUGUCCUGUUUAGAUGAAGAAAGCCAUUAAGUGGACAGGGCUGUUUAGCACUAAUGAAUGUAACUGUUACUGUAGGUUUACUUUGUGAGCAACCUGAGAAUUUAGAAUUCCGCCACGUGUUUAGAUACAAAACGAAUAAAGACAUCUCUUCUCUUUGA
Messenger RNA from Erpetoichthys calabaricus (reedfish), 2637 nucleotides. RefSeq names its product signaling receptor and transporter of retinol STRA6 (gene stra6). Gene Ontology annotation, cellular component: plasma membrane. NCBI's taxonomy places the organism in Eukaryota, Metazoa, Chordata, Cladistia, Polypteriformes, Polypteridae. Gene Ontology annotation, molecular function: retinol transmembrane transporter activity; signaling receptor activity. Gene Ontology annotation, biological process: vitamin A import into cell. The transcript is spliced from 18 exons. The coding region runs from base 304 to 2289 and encodes 661 amino acids. The record is from RefSeq and is a predicted model, not a curated record.